This is a messenger RNA of Beta vulgaris subsp. vulgaris (sugar beet), 1582 nucleotides long. Its product is annotated as 12-oxophytodienoate reductase 2. Bases 117 to 1229 code for a protein of 370 amino acids. Gene Ontology annotation, molecular function: FMN binding; oxidoreductase activity. The transcript is spliced from 5 exons. Lineage: Eukaryota; Viridiplantae; Streptophyta; Magnoliopsida; Caryophyllales; Amaranthaceae. The record is from RefSeq and is a predicted model, not a curated record.
GUUAUUCUGGCGCCACAAUCACUAUAAAUUCAUGCUACUUAACUUCAUUAAGUAGUGGGUGGAUUCAUUCAUCUUUUGAGGCUUGAGCAAAGAAGUUCAGAGAAAUUGGUGAUAAAAUGUCUUCACAAUCAGCGAAUACCUCUCUUUUAACCCCUUACCAAAUGGGAAAGUUCCAUCUUUCUCACAGAGUUGUUUUAGCACCACUGACAAGACAGAGGUCUUACGGAAAUGUUCCUCAACCGCAUGCUAUUUUAUAUUAUUCUCAGCGAGCUUCAAAUGGGGGUUUACUCAUAACUGAAGCAACUGGAGUUUCGGACACUGCUCAAGGGUAUCCAUACACACCUGGUAUAUGGACAAAAGAGCAAGUUGAAGCAUGGAAACCUAUUGUUGAUGCUGUCCAUGCAAAAGGAGGUUUAUUUUUUUGUCAGAUAUGGCAUGUUGGACGGGUUUCAAAUGAAGGUUUCCAGCCAGAUGGCCAAGCUCCAAUCUCUUGCACUGAUAAGCCUUUGACGCCUCAAAUUCGGGCCAAUGGCAUAGAUACUGCCCAGUUCUCACCCCCAAGACGGCUAAGAACAGAUGAGAUACCUUUAGUUGUGAACGAUUUCAGACUUGCUGCUCGGAAUGCAAUGGAAGCUGGAUUUGAUGGUGUUGAAAUCCAUGGAGCUAAUGGCUACCUCAUUGAGCAGUUUAUGAAAGACAAAGUUAAUGACCGAACAGACGAAUAUGGUGGAUCUCUAGAGAAUCGUUGUAGAUUUGCUCUAGAAAUAGUUGAAGCAAUUGUGAAGGAGAUUGGUGCAGAUAGAGUUGGGUUCCGAAUUUCUCCCUUUGCCAAUUAUAUGGAAUCAGAAGAUUCAAAUCCAAAAGCUUUGGGACUCUAUAUGGCCGAAUCCCUCAGCAAACAUGGAAUUCUUUACUGUCACGCAAUCGAACCAAGGAUGAUAAAAGUUGGAGAAAAAAAGGAGUGUUCUGAUAGUCUCCUGCCUAUGAGGAAGGCUUUCACUGGUACUUUCAUAGCCGCUGGAGGGUACGACAGAGAAGAUGGAGAUAAGGCAGUGAUGAAGGGUCAUGCUGAUCUUGUAGCUUUUGGUCGCUUGUUUUUAGCCAAUCCAGAUCUGCCUAAAAGAUUUGAGCUCAAUGCUCCUCUUAACAAGUAUCACAGAGACACAUUUUACAUUUCUGAUCCCGUUGUUGGCUACACGGAUUAUCCAUUCCUUGAAGAGGCAAUGUAGAAUUUAGAUCUAUUUUAAUCUUCCUGCAAAUUAUGGGAGGUAUUCUACUUGUUUGUAUCAUUGUUUGGUUCAUCGCGAAUCCCCUGAUGGAAAUAUGAUGUAGAUGAGUACUCUCCUCUACAGGAAUGUAGGGGCAUGCUAGUUAUAUUUCAACAAUGUAUCUUCGAAUAAGACUAUAUAGCAAUAUAGAUUGUGGCACAGUGGCAGCCAUGACAUGCUGCAUUGUACUGAGUAUGUUUUUUUUUUUUUUACUGAGUAUGUUGGUUACGAGCUUUUUAGCGUUUUCUUCAUUUGUACUGAUACUUGUUAUCAACUUCUCAGUCAUUGUACUAAUACAUGAGUUUUUGCCCUUA